Messenger RNA from Brassica rapa (field mustard), 710 nucleotides. RefSeq lists its product as uncharacterized. Gene Ontology annotation, molecular function: phosphatidic acid transfer activity. NCBI's taxonomy places the organism in Eukaryota, Viridiplantae, Streptophyta, Magnoliopsida, Brassicales, Brassicaceae. Gene Ontology annotation, cellular component: nucleus; cytosol; mitochondrial intermembrane space. Gene Ontology annotation, biological process: phospholipid translocation. The record is from RefSeq and is a predicted model, not a curated record.
UCGGUUUUAGAGUUUCCCCACACUUCCUCGGAAACUUCCGUCGUCGUCGUCGUGGUGUCGUCGUGUGUGUGGGGUUGAGUAACGGGUUCAACGAGAGAGAAGUACUUACUGCUCACAAUCUCGUGGAUGGAAUCUGAGGUUUACGGGUUUUUAGCGAAUUGAGAUUUAUUCUUCAGACAUACUUUUUUUUGUUCCGGUCUGAAUCAAAUUGUGUCUUCCUGUCCUGAUCCGACAAAACGAACAGAGUUGAAGACUUUCUCUUGUUUGGUUUCUCUCUCUUGUUGAAUAUGGGCUUGUUGAAGAAAAAGGAUUCAACUUCUGCUAGCUCCUCUACUUCACCCUGUGCUGAUUUGCGAAACGCUUACCACAACUGCUUCAACAGAUGGUAUUCAGAGAAGUUCGUGAAAGGGCAAUGUGAUAAAGAAGAGUGUGUUGCUGAGUGGGAUAAGUACAGACACUGUCUCUCGGAGAAUCUAGAUGGUAAACUUCUCACUCGCAUGUUGGAGGUCGAUGGUGAGCUGAACCCAACAAAGCAAAGCUGAUUCAAAAGAAUCCAGUUCGAUGAUACUUUAUGUUUCACCAUUACAUUUGUCUCUUUGAAACAGUUCCCUUGAGCAACUUUUUAAAAAAAAAAUAGGAAAGCAUACGAAUCUAUUACUUAGAAGGAAAUCAAAGUUGAAGGAGAAUGUCUUUAUUCUUUAUUUGGCACU